AUGCCCACCGUCUGCGUCGACUACCUUAGUCACCAGUGGACCGACGAAGACGUGUGGAGCAGCUGGAAGGCAAUGACGAAGCAGAAAAACCAGAUCGCCAACGGAGUCAGGCUCGAAAAUGCAAGUUGGCGUACUUGGGCCAAGCAGCGUGGCAAUCUCAAGACCAUCAGUCCAGAGACACUCAACUGGCUCAAAGACAGCGACGUGACAUGGCUGUACGGACCUCUCCACGAGCACGUUGAGUCGGUUCCGCCUCCCAAGCUUGCCACCACCGCUGAUCGUCUGGAUCUGGAUGACGGUCACCGCGUUCGCUCCAUCCUCAAGCAUCGCACCAUAUCGGACAUGCUCACGACGCCAGGAAAUGCCGCUUCGCCCAGUGCCGAGCUCGAGACCAACCCUAUCGAUGAACACAUGCAGGAACAGGACCGAAAGGCAGAGCAAGAAGCAGCAACCGCAGUCCAGCGCAAACCGCUCAUUGCCGUCAAGUCAGAUUCCAACCUCGUCAGCAGAGCGCCCAAGCGCACCGGCGGGUCGCCCAGUGCCAUGCCGCUCGUCUCGGCCCAGAAGAAAAAGACUCCCAGCAUUGGACGUGCCGAUAGCCUAGGCGCAGACGAGAAGCGUCACAUCAGCUUCAAUCACCGUGUCGAACAGUGCAUUGCAUUGGAUCACAAGUACCCGGAUUAUGACGACUAUGACGAGGACGAAUUCGACGAGGAGGAAGAAGAGGUUAGCAGCGAAGAAGAGGAAGUGCUCACGAUGAAAUCCAGCCCACGGACGUCUCCUGCCAUCUCUCACGCUUCUGCGUCCUCGUCCAAAACUUCGGAACUCCAAGCCACCAUCGCCAAGUUGGCCCCGACUCGACUCAAGACGUCCGAAGUGUACCCUUCGCCCUCGCCCGCCGUGGUGGACCCAUCCGGUUUCCUUGCCACUCGCGCCAAUAACGGAAGCACCGUCUCUACAUAUCCAGCCCAGUACGGCUAUGCUCGCGCUGGUGUUCCAGUAACCCACGGCGACCCUACCGCACGAGGCGUCCAGUGGGAUCUCGAAGAUGACUUUAAUGGCGAUUUCGACUAUUUUGACGGAUCUGAUCUUGCCGACGGCUCGAGCGAGCACACCAACUCGAAUGGGCCGGUUUUUAACACAGGCGACGCUGCGAGCAGCCCUGAUGCUUCCCGAAACUUCGGAAGCUUUUUUGACCAUAGCGAGUCAGACAGGACUGACGGAUCCACAUCAUCCACGUCGCCUCAAGACAUAGCAGCCGCAUCACCGGAGCAAUCGCAGGCCAGUGUUGCACCCAGAGGUAUCCUCAAGCACAGGAUCGUCCACCAGACCGCCGCAGAGGACUACGAGUCGCGCAGCCUCGAGGCCGAGGGCGACUACGACGUGCUCGGCACCUCGCACCAAGACUCUUCUUCGUUUGCAGAUUCGUACGAGUCUUCGCGGGGUGAUAGUUCGCGGGAACGCGGUCGACCCUCGCAACGACUCGGCAGCUCUGCGAGCUACGAGCGCAUCCAGGAUGCAGCCAGGCAAGGGCGCGUCCGCACCAACAGCGGCACUUCAUCCGGACACUCACCCACCAACUCGACUGCCAACGGCAGCUACGACAGGUACAGUGCAGCAUCUGCCAGCCCUGCCUCUUCAUCUUCGCCUGCCAAUGUGCGGAGCAAUGCACGGAGUAGUGGCGAGUCCUUUCGGAGCGGCGCCAAAGACGGUUCGCGAGAUGGAGCUGAUGGCCUUCGAGCUGGAGAUGCAGCAACGCACGGAGGAAAGGCGCGUUCGCUCGCGAAUCGGUCCCUGAACGACUACGACUCGGAUGGUCAGGGUUCGUACGGCUUGGCCAGCCCGCAUUUUCCUGCAAGCCCGCAUCUCGAUGCCAAGGAAGACGCUGGGUCCAACCGGUCUUCGCAGGACCGCGACGGCGACCGUUUCAUGUACGGCGAAGAACGAAGCUACUGGUCCGACGAAAGGAGAGGCAGCUCCAAGUCUGCCUCUGCACGAGCGAAAUCCACGUCUCCCAGCGCAGCUGCCGGCGAGUUGAGCGUGGACCUGUCCAACAUCCCUAGCAACGCACGUCCUGCCACCAAGACCACCAGCGUUACGAGCCCCGAUGGACCCGUAGAGGUGGGGCCUACGCCUCUCAACACGCCCACUUUCAUCCUCGCGAGAGCCAGCGGGAAACGUCGUUCCGGAUCCGGCAGCGGACCCGACAUUUCCGGGGGCGGGCCUUCCAGCCCCACCCUGCCACGAAGGACAAGUGCAACAGGAGCCCUGGUAGCGCCACACAACUCGGAGCCGCGUGUGCCACUCGCCCACGACUAUGUCGAAGAGGACGAAGGAGGUAUCAUCGGCAGAGCGGUCGAGAUCGUCAACACGGCGCGCGAUCUGAUCGGCGCGCUGCUCGGAACGGGCGAUCGAGGCAGGUCGUGGCGCGAAGGUUGA
Pseudozyma hubeiensis SY62 is the source of this 2439-nucleotide messenger RNA. RefSeq names its product regulation of carbohydrate metabolism-related protein. Bases 1 to 2439 code for a protein of 812 amino acids. The record is from RefSeq and is a predicted model, not a curated record. Lineage: Eukaryota; Fungi; Basidiomycota; Ustilaginomycetes; Ustilaginales; Ustilaginaceae. Gene Ontology annotation, biological process: protein catabolic process in the vacuole; cellular response to glucose starvation. The transcript has 2 exons.